AUGGAAGUUGAAGCAUAUAAUACUCUCCAGGAUCUUCAGGGAAAACAUAUCCCACAGUUUUACAGUGCUGUUACGGUUCCAACGAGCUCCUUCGCACUUGACCACGAGUUCAGCAAGUACGCAAACAGUCCUGGGAUUCUGAUACAGUAUAUCAGUUGGUUUUCCUUGGGCGAUAUAGCCUUACACGCCCCCAAAUAUCAAUGGCAAUCAAUCUGUGAAGAGGACAUGAAAAUAGUCCACCUUUACACCGCGAAAGGUGUCCGGAACAACGAUGUGCGCCCAAGGAACAUGAUUGUCCACAUCAGCCCAAGAGGCAAGUUUCGGAUCUUCAUGAUCGAUUUUGGGUGUUGUGCUUUCCGCCGGCAGGCCAGAAGUGAGUGGGAUUGGUGGGACAUGAAGGCUGAUAGGGAUGAGGAAGGAGUUAUUGGGUACUUUAUGGAGAAUCACUUGAAGGAGGGCUUUGUGUAUCGUCGUUUUGAGUUCUAUAGAAACCUAAAUAAAAAGUACAAGACGUACUAG
Messenger RNA from Aspergillus glaucus CBS 516.65, 519 nucleotides. RefSeq lists its product as uncharacterized. Lineage: Eukaryota; Fungi; Ascomycota; Eurotiomycetes; Eurotiales; Aspergillaceae. The transcript has a single exon. The record is from RefSeq and is a predicted model, not a curated record. Gene Ontology annotation, molecular function: ATP binding; protein kinase activity. Bases 1 to 519 code for a protein of 172 amino acids. Gene Ontology annotation, biological process: protein phosphorylation.